This is a messenger RNA of Homarus americanus (American lobster), 3272 nucleotides long. Its product is annotated as structural maintenance of chromosomes protein 6-like. NCBI's taxonomy places the organism in Eukaryota, Metazoa, Arthropoda, Malacostraca, Decapoda, Nephropidae. The transcript is spliced from 18 exons. The coding region runs from base 152 to 2575 and encodes 807 amino acids. The record is from RefSeq and is a predicted model, not a curated record. Gene Ontology annotation, molecular function: damaged DNA binding; single-stranded DNA binding. Gene Ontology annotation, cellular component: site of double-strand break; nucleus; Smc5-Smc6 complex. Gene Ontology annotation, biological process: double-strand break repair via homologous recombination.
GAGCCACAAGCAUUAUACAAAUUUUUCCUGAAGGCAACUCAGCUGCAGCAGAUGAAUGAUGAUUACAAUGAGCUAGAAAAGGCACUUAAGGUCUCACUUGAUAUUAUAGAAGACCGGAAAGAAUUUUUACCAUUACUAAGGAAGGAAGUAGAUGAGCAGCGUGCCCAGUAUGAGUACUGUGUCACCCUUAUUGAUAAAAGAAAAAGGGCGACUGAGUUACGCUGAAUUAGUUUGGGCGCUGAUCAUUCAAAUAGAAAAGGCAGAAGAAGAUGCUAAAAAGCAAGUUGAAGGACACGAGAAGAAUGUAGCUAAGAUACAAGAAAAGGUUGCACAUUUUCAAGAGAAGUAUGAAGAGCAGCAGCAAAUACACAAAGGUCACCACGAGCAACUGACCACUGUAACCAACCAGCUGGUAACUCAUUCUCACAAAUUAAAAGAGUGCAAUGAAUCUCUGAUUAAGACCAGGAAAUUGCACAAAGAUAAACAGAUGCUGGCUGUCACAGCUGAUAGAAAGGUCAAAGGAAUUAUGAAAGAAAUAUAUGUCCUGAAAGAAGCAAUCAAAAAGGAUAAUGAUGAUACUCAAACUCAGUGGGCUUCACAUCGUGCAUUAUGGCAGGAAAAGAUGGAUGGAAUUCAAAAUGAAAUGAAAGAACUAGAGCAGAAUAUGAGAACAGAAGAGACCCAUCAUGUCAAUUUAAUGAAUACUGUAGGUGUUAAAAAAGCAGAGCUGACACAAUUUGUAAUGGAAGAAAAAGCCAUCAGAAGGCGUUGCUAUGCAAUAGAGCAGGAGCUACAAGGUUUGAAGGGUCAGCAGAGCAACCAGUUUACUGUAUAUGGGCAGUGGGUGCCGCAGUUACUUCAUGAGAUAAACAUUGCUCAUAAGAAGAGAGCAUUUAAAAAGAAACCAGUUGGACCAAUAGGUGCAUUCAUAAAGGUUUGUGACAAGCAGUGGGGACACAUAGCUGAGAUGGUGCUGGGAAAUAGGAUCAGUGGUUUCUGUGUGGACAAUCGCAGUGACGAAAAGGUCUUGAGGCAGUUAAUGAAAAAGAUCAACUUUGGUCAACAGCCUCAGCCUAUUGUGAUUGUAUCAAGGUUCAGGGAGCAGGUACAUGAUGUGUCGAAGUACGAAGUUCAGUCUGACAAGUACCCCUCCUUGUGGUCCAUGCUGAUGAUUAGCAGUGAUGUUGUUGCGAAUACUUUAAUUGAUCAGUGUCAAGUGGAGUCCACCUUACUGAUACCUACAGCACAAGAGGCUGGGCAGAUUCUAAAAAAUAAGACAACAGUGCCUCGGAAUUGUAAAGUUGCCUACACACUGAAUCGAGACAUCUAUUACCCAGACCCCAACUACCGUUUGUACUCAGGAAGAGGUCAGCAACCUGCAAGGUUUUUGCAAGUUUCUUUGGAAGAAAAAGUGAGGGCAUUAGUGGCAAAUUUAGAAAAUUCCAAAGAAGAAAUGAGAACUCAUAACCUGGAAAUGCAGAAAUCACGAGCUAAUUUACACAAACUAGAAGAAGAAGUCCAGGCAUCGUCGAGAAAGCUGACGUGUAGUAAGAAAAAGAUGGAUCAGUUGCGUUUACAGUUAGCUGACCUGCAGAACCAGGAAGAACAGCCACCCCCGGAUGUGUCUCAGUUGGAAGACGAUAUAAAACAACAAGAAGUUGCGCUAAUUGAAGCUCAGGCUAGUUUAGAAAAAUUAAAAGAAGGAGUAACAAGCAGUAAGGAUUCUUUCAUGCAAAUUUCUUCAGCAUAUGAAGAGCUGAAAAAAGGUGAAAAAAAACUUUUUCAGGAAGCUGAAAACAUGAAGGAGAAGUUAAGUGAAGAUGAGGAUAUUUUGAACAAACUGUCCCAUACUGUGGAAUUAUAUAAAGAAAAAGAGAGAGAUUUUCAGAAAAAUAAAAAGGAGUCUGAGUUGAAUCUCGAGAAAACAAGAGAAAAGCUAAGAGAAGAAUUACAAAAAGCAGGAAAAUUUCAGCCACGGAAAGACACAGUCAGGAGUGUCCAUGAAGUAAAACGCCAGUACGAUGGUCUUCAGGACAGAUUAAACAGGGAGAUGGCCGCGAAUGGUGAUCCAUUGACGGUAGCAAACCGAUAUAAAGAAAUAAAGCAAAGGUUUAUCACGGUGUCGGGUGAAAUAGAAUCUCACUGCAAUUUGAUAAAGAAAAUAAAAGAGAGUCUUUCACUGAGACUGGAACAUUACAAACGCUUCCGGAGGUUGCUGGCCAUUAUGAUAAAGUCAAAUUUUAAAAUUUCUCUCAGUAUUCGCAACCUUCAUGGGAGUUUAAAUUUUGACCAUGACAACAGUAGACUUACACUGAGUGUAGUCAAAAUGGGCAGUGAAACAGAUGCAGAGGCAAUCAACAUCUUGAUGAAAGAGAGCCAGAACAAGAAGCAGACAUUAGCAAUGAUGUCAGGAGGAGAGCGUUCUUUUGCCACAGUCUCAUUCAUUAUUGCACUGUGGGAUGUUAUAGAAUCUCCCAUAAGGAUCCUAGAUGAGUUUGAUGUUUUUAUGCGUAGAUCCUAUGGGAGUGAGGCUACCUGUUAUCUACCUACCUUGAGUAGUAGUACCAGAGUCUGAGGCUGUAGUUACACACAAAAGAAGUGAGGGAGAGGUUCGACCGUCUGUUGCUCACGCGCCACCCCAUUGGCCUGUAUGUCAGAAUUAAUUUUUCUAAUCUUCAAAUCUUUAAGGCUCGGCCAUUUAAAGGCCGAACCUAAUAAAACAAAAACUAAAUACUGCAGUAGAAUAACAUAUUGUGCAUGGCUGAACAUAUAGGUUUUCUUUAUAUUUGGCUUGGUUUAUUAUUUGCUGAUCUAUCUUUAUAAAUAUUUUUGAGGAAAAAUGGUAAGUAGGAAGAAAAUUCAUGCACCCAAUAUAAAAGUGAUAAUCUGAAAUAUCUAUAUGUCACAUUCAAGAAGAGUAAAUUACCUACAAUAUACUGUACUUGUAUUACAAAUUAAUUUCAAUGUAAUUUAGCAAGAAGUUGUGGAGAAGUAGGAUUUUGAAUAUUGAUAAGAAUUUAAGGGAAAAAUCAGAUAUUAGGGAGAACUGAUUCAGGGGUAUAGCAACAUUGUAUCUGGUGUCCUUAAUUGCCGACAGGAAAUUAUAAUUUAUUGCACAAAAUCAUUAAUGUAUUUAUCACCACACAGGACAUAGUUGCCAGACGGCAGAGUUUGACCAUGAUGGUCAAAGCGGCCAAUACCAAGACCCAGUAUAUCUACCUGACUCCAAUUGAGUUAGACACUACUGGACUUCCAAAUAUUAAUGUAAUCAA